Teleopsis dalmanni is the source of this 1210-nucleotide messenger RNA. RefSeq lists its product as uncharacterized. Lineage: Eukaryota; Metazoa; Arthropoda; Insecta; Diptera; Diopsidae. The record is from RefSeq and is a predicted model, not a curated record.
ACAGACAUUUGUGAAUUUUUGUCCGUUGUUUCUACAAAUGUCAAACUGAAAACAAUUUUGUGCAUUGAGUUUUGUUAAAUACAUUUAUCUGGUAAUACUAAAUGUAAGUCAAAGAGGGGAAAGCAGCUGACUUUUUGUUCAAUAUCGAACACAUUUGUUCUGCUUAAAGGCUGUUGUGCUGUAUCUUUUUACUCGUUCUAACUAAGGGAAGAAACGCAUUCUUUUUUAAGUGACAAGAUGAAAAUAAGGGGAAACGUAAGAAUCAAUCACAUUUUAGUUUCUUGGCGUAAAAGUAGGGGAAUGUUUAUAUCAGCUGAUAGAAACAGUGAACAAUUGCACUGCACUACAUGUGUUGUUUUUAGAUAUUUAUGAUGGAAUUCGAGGACUUAAAGACAAAACACAUUAGCAAGGAGCAGAAACAAGCGCUGGUCCAGCAUAUGGAAGAGAAUAUAGAUUUCGCUCAUGACAGAUUUGUGUCAGAUAAUGGUGAGCGAAAUCUUCACGAACAAUGGGGCUCUCUAGCUAUUAUUUUAAAUGCCGUUGGUGGAGCAGUUAAAGAUGCCAAUGGUUGAAAGAAGGCAUGGGUCAACAUGAACAAGAGAAAAGUCCAGGAGUAUAAACAUGCAAUGGGGCUGACCGGAAAUGCGUCCGUGGACAUAAGGGAUUUAACCGAUCUGGAUGAACGGAUUAUUGCCGUAAUGCAUCCAGUAGCGGUGCAAGGCAUGGUAGAUGUCUGCGAGCCAGCAAUGCACAUUGAAAGUGAUAUUACAUGUUUUGAUGACAUAGAGUACCUUGAGGAUGGAAAGGAAUUGCCAAGCGUUUCAGGUCGAUCUGCUUGUGUCAACGACGUGGUUUGUGUGCCUUUAAGAGCUAAUCGUCCAGCUAAGCGACGAAAUCGAAAUCCCUCGUUAGAACAGACCAAUCAAAAGUUCGUCGAGUUGCAGGAGAAAAGGUUGAAGCUUGAGGAGCGUCGACUUGAGCUGGAGGAACGAAAACUCAAACAAGGAAAAGAGAUUGCGGACGAACGCGUGCAGGCGACUAAAGAGCAUACAGAUGCUAUAAAACUAUUAGCGGAUGCGCUUAAUAAUUUUAAUAAAUAGAUUAAGGCUAAUAUAAGUUUUUUUAUGGUGGAUAGCCCUACUGGGGGUGAUGUGGAAAUUUACAGUAAUAAAAUUGUUUAUUUUUAAGGUUUUAAGGCAACAACGAAUAU